AUGGAAAAUAUUUUCACGACAUCGCAACCUUUUUUAAAGCUCGCUGCAGUAAUUGGAGUUUUUCCGAUGACAUUUCAUGGACCCUCGAGGAAAGGCGAGCUCAAGACUAAAUGGUGGAAUGUCGUAAUAUCGAUUACUGUGUUUACAACAUUAGUCAUUUUUAUAUUCCUUCAAACAAUGACAAGUACAACUUCUAAAUUGCCAUCAAAAAUCUCUUCAAACGCAUGGUACACUUUAUUUAAUUUGGAAUUUAUAGGACAUUUAAUUCUUUACAUUGGUCAAUGUUAUCGACGAAAUCAUGUAUUGGAGUUUUUGAAGUUGCUUCAGUCAUUUGAUGAUCGGUAUAUUCAAUUAAGCUGUGUUGAGUUUAAUUAUCGGCGUCAAAGAAUGCUAGUGACUAGUACAACGUGGUUUAUUGUGAUUACAGCAAUUUCUAUGAGCGCUCUCGCUCCACUUUACUGGCUUUGUAAAAAUAAGCCCGAACUCAUCAACUAUGGAAUAUCGGCAACAUUUCUGUUAUCAAAUCUUUUGAAAAUGUUUUAUGUCUCGCAAUUUUCGUUUGCUUGCACUGCAAUCACUUUAAGAUUCGAGUUUAUGAAGAAAUGCAUCGAAACUCCAACUAAAAAUGCUUUCAUAAGCUGUGUGACUGCAUUCAAAUGUUGA
Molecule: messenger RNA, 663 nt
Organism: Clunio marinus
Lineage: Eukaryota; Metazoa; Arthropoda; Insecta; Diptera; Chironomidae
Source: the annotation of a GenBank genome assembly